Molecule: messenger RNA, 965 nt
Organism: Adelges cooleyi (spruce gall adelgid)
Lineage: Eukaryota; Metazoa; Arthropoda; Insecta; Hemiptera; Adelgidae
Gene: RpS4
Product: 40S ribosomal protein S4
Exons: 6
Coding region: 117-914 (265 amino acids)
Biological process (GO): translation
Cellular component (GO): ribosome; cytosolic small ribosomal subunit
Molecular function (GO): RNA binding; structural constituent of ribosome
Source: RefSeq, a predicted model, not a curated record
CCUAACCUCACUCUGAACGAGUCCCUAUCUUUUAUGUGGUGCCGUUUCGCCAGUCUCCGACCUCCGUUAUGUUCUUCUAGUUUUCGCGUCUUCUUCGGUAAUUGAACGUUGUCAAAAUGGCUAGAGGUCCCAAGAAGCAUUUGAAGCGUUUAAAUGCGCCCAAGGCAUGGAUGUUGGACAAAUUGGGAGGUGUGUUUGCACCGCGCCCAAGCACUGGUCCACACAAGUUACGUGAAUCGUUACCGCUUUUGAUUUUCUUGCGUAAUCGUCUCAAGUAUGCGCUUACUGGUGCUGAAGUUACCAAGAUUGUCAUGCAAAGAUUGAUCAAGGUAGACGGCAAAGUGCGCACCGAUCCCAACUAUCCAGCUGGCUUCAUGGACGUUAUUUCCAUUCAAAAGACUGGUGAGCACUUCAGGUUGAUCUAUGAUGUCAAAGGUCGUUUCACCAUCCACAGAAUCACACCAGAAGAGGCUAAAUAUAAGUUGUGUAAGGUAAAGAGAGUUCAAACAGGACCUAAAGGUGUACCAUUUUUGACUACACACGAUGGGCGCACAAUCCGUUAUCCAGACCCGAACGUUAAGGUUAAUGACACAAUUAGGUACGAUAUUGCAUCAUCCAAAAUCUUAGACCACAUCCGAUUUGAAACUGGUAAUUUAUGUAUGAUAACUGGAGGUCGUAACUUGGGGCGUGUUGGUAUUGUUACCAACCGGGAAAGGCAUCCAGGAUCUUUUGAUAUUGUUCAUAUUAAGGAUGCUAACGAACAUAUCUUUGCUACCAGGUUGAACAAUGUAUUCAUUAUUGGUAAGGGCCAAAAGAAUUACAUUUCGUUGCCAAGGAGUAAGGGAGUGAAAUUGACCAUUGCUGAAGAACGUGACAAGCGCUUGGCUGCUAAGUCUAAGACUAGCAGACGUUAAUUGUUUGUGUUUGCAUCAUCAUGUAAUUUGAAUAAAUGACAUUUAUUUAAA